Solanum pennellii is the source of this 2124-nucleotide messenger RNA. RefSeq lists its product as uncharacterized. Bases 682 to 1605 code for a protein of 307 amino acids. The transcript has 9 exons. Lineage: Eukaryota; Viridiplantae; Streptophyta; Magnoliopsida; Solanales; Solanaceae. The record is from RefSeq and is a predicted model, not a curated record.
AAUUGGUAGAGUGAACUGUCACAAUAAUAAUUGCAUCAACUGCUUAUUGGGAUUCGCACUUUUGGUGAUGUUAACAUUUUCAAGAUCUAUUUAUCUUUUGCACGUCCCUUCCUUAACCCCUUCUUCUUCUUCUUCCUUCUUCUCCAUUGGAGGAGAGAUAGACCUAUAGAUACACAUAUACAUACACAUACGAACAGUAGAACAGAGAAAAUCCAAUUUGAGCUUAGUAUAGUUGACACCCCACCAACUAUUUUUUUACUAAUAUUUAUGGUUGAAAAAAUAAAGAUAAAAAUUCUGCACUACGAAAAGGUUUUACAGGUGGGUUUUUAGUUUUGAGGAGUAUUUUCAACUGGGUCGAAAGUUCAUGGUGGAAAUGAUUUGUUUGUUUCGAUUCAGUAAAGUUAACUUUUUUUUCAAUGAUUGAUUGGUCUUCGUUCUAUUGAGAAGUGAGAUAUUAAGAGAGUUUUAUGAAGAAUCACUUCUUGGGGACGGAUUGAUUGACCUUAAGGAGGCUUUUCCUUAUUUGGAUUACACUGUGGAAUUUUAUUGGAGAAGUGGUUGUAGCUUUGAUGAAUUAGGGUUCUGGAGCUAUGAUCGAAUCGUUUGUUAUGUUACCAUGUUGUUGUAUGUAACAGUAGAUUUUGGGUGGAUAUAGGGAGUUAGGUAAUAACAGGUAUAUGUAUGGAAAUGGCUGCAGAAUCUAACACAGGAUUUCAUCAUCAAUCUUUAUCGUUUCAAUCGGGGGCAAUAGGAAGCUCAUCGUCCGAGAUGAUGUUGAUGGGUAAUUACUACAGUAGCCUCGGGGUGAAUUUCAAUGUAAAUAAUAAUGGUGGAGGAAGAGGGAUGUUGUAUUCUGGGAAUCCAAGUGUGAUUACCAGUGGUGUACGGAGUAGCAGUAAUCCAGGAAUGAGCCAGUCUGGAAGUUGUUCGAGUUCUUUUCUUAUUGAUUCAGUCCCGGGGCUCAAGCAUGACACUGGGCUGGCAGUAGAGUGGACGGUUGAGGAACAGUACAAACUGGACGAAGGACUUAUCAAAUUUGCCAAUGAACCUAGUAUAAUGAAGUACAUUAAGAUUGCAGCCUCACUCCGCGACAAAACUGUACGUGAUGUUGCAUUAAGAUGUAGGUGGAUGACGAGAAAGCGCAGGAAACAGGAAGACUAUAAUUUGGGAAAGAAAGUGAAAGACAGGAAGGAAAAAUCAGCAGAAGUACCGGUGAAAGCUGGUUCAUCCUCAGCUUUACCACUGAGCUUCAUUCCGAAUUCGCUUUCCUCAAAAUAUCGUGACCACGGUGAUGUGACGCCUUCUGCAGCAUUACUUGGAACAAGGCAUCUACUGGAAGAAAACAAUCAGGCUCUGAAUCAAAUUUCGGCAAAUCUUUCAACAGUCAAGUUCCAGGACAACAUUAAUCUCUUCAUCCGUACGAGGAAUAACAUAACGGCAAUUCUAAACGACAUGAGAAAUAUGCCAGGUAUUAUGAGCCAAAUGCCACCCCUUCCAGUUUUGUUGAAUGAUGAACUUGCUAGUAGUGUUUUGCCUAGUACAACUCAGCCAAUGAUGUUUGCGUCCACAAGUGGAAUCCAGCUGAAACAAGAGCCAGGCUGUUGAUGGAGAAUGCUUGGUACUAAUUUUGGGUUACUAGCUUGUGUAAGUACACCAAUUUUUUUGCUGUAAAUGCAUAAAGAGCUGGCAGGUCAUUGCAGCUUGGAUAUACGACGAUUGGGUUCCACAAGAAAUUUUAUCAGAACCCAUUUUUUGGAAGCUGAACACACAUGAACACGAGCACCAGGAAAUAACAGCCUCAUAUGUUAUUGCAUAUCAGGGGAAAAUACUGUGAUCUUGAUAAUGCACUUGCAAGUUCAUUUUCUUGUUUCCGCCUUCUGUGUGUAAAUUUAGGAGACAAAUUGUUCUUCAAUGUCAUUUUCCACGGAGCUUGACCAACUUUUAGCUUUUCUAUAAUACCUCAAUAUUUGCGGAUUCUUGUGUUGAGUUGAGUUUGUUGCAUUCUAGGUGUAUAUUUCAUAGGGUAAAUAAUACAUGAUUUCCUACUGAAUACUCCUGUCUUGAUCUGAUACGAGUAUUUAAUAAAAUCAAAAUGUAAGAAGAGAAAAGAUUUGAGGUCUGUUA